Messenger RNA from Girardinichthys multiradiatus, 2842 nucleotides. RefSeq names its product signal transducer and activator of transcription 1a (gene stat1a). Lineage: Eukaryota; Metazoa; Chordata; Actinopteri; Cyprinodontiformes; Goodeidae. Gene Ontology annotation, molecular function: RNA polymerase II cis-regulatory region sequence-specific DNA binding; DNA-binding transcription factor activity, RNA polymerase II-specific. The transcript is spliced from 27 exons. Gene Ontology annotation, biological process: regulation of transcription by RNA polymerase II; regulation of cell population proliferation; cell surface receptor signaling pathway via JAK-STAT. The coding region runs from base 140 to 2485 and encodes 781 amino acids. The record is from RefSeq and is a predicted model, not a curated record.
AAGUGUUACCAGUAUUGCGUACAUAAAAGAGGUAGUGAAGCUGCCAGGAGCACUUACCGAGCAUUUUAGGAAAAGAAAAGUCCACCAGGAUCCAAAACCGGGUUUCACAGCGAGAUUAUAACCUUCCACAGAAUAAAAGAUGGCGCAGUGGUGCCAGCUGCAGAUGCUGGAAUGUAAGUACCUGGAGCAGGUGGACCAGCUGUACGAUGACUCUUUCCCCAUGGACAUCCGACAGUACCUGAGCAGGUGGAUCGAGAGCAUCGACUGGGACACGGUAGCCGUACAGGACUCGCUGGCCACCAUCCGGUUCCAUGACCUGCUAGCUCAGCUGGACGACCAGCACAGCCGCUUCGCUCUGGAGAGCAACUUCCUGCAGCAGCACAACUUCCGCAAGAUCAAGAGGAACCUGCAGGAUCGGUUUCAGGAGGAUCCUGUUACCAUGGCCAUGAUCAUCUCCAGAAACCUGAAGGAGGAGCAGAAGAUCUUGGCCUGUGCAAAAGAGGCAGAGCAGGAAGGAGAAGGAACGGUGUCGGCCAUGGUGGUGGAGAAACAAAAGCUCGAUAACAAAGUGAAGGACCUGAAAGAUAAAGUCCAGUUCCUCGAUCAGCUGCUGAAGAACCUGGAGGACCUGCAGGAUGAGUACGACUUCAAAAUGAACACGUUGAAGAACAGAGAGAACGAGCUGAACGGCAUCUCGGUGAAGGAGCUGGAGAGAGAGAAGUUUAACACGGCCCGGAUGUGCAUCGAGCUGAAGCAGAAACGUCAUGAUGUGGUGUCCUUUCUGACCGAACUGCUGAACCUCACUCAGAGCUUAAUACAAGACCUGAUCUCUGAGGAGCUGCCUGAGUGGAAGCAGCGGCAGCAGAUCGCGUGCAUCGGCGGCCCGCCCAACGCCUGCAUGGACCAGCUGCAGAACUGGUUCACCGCCGUAGCUGAGGCUCUGCAGCAGGCCCGGCAGCACCUGAAGAAGAUGCUGGAGCUAGAGCAGAAGUUCACGUACGAAAACGACCCCAUCUCACAGAAGAAGACUCACCUGGAGAACCGAGCUCUGGAGCUCCUCAAGAACCUUCUCUCCAACUCUUUGGUUGUAGAGAGGCAGCCCUGCAUGCCCACCCACCCACAGAGGCCCCUGGUGCUGAAAACAGGCGUCCAGUUCACCGUGAAGCUCCGGUUUCUGGUGAAGCUUCAGGAAUUCAACUACCAGCUCAAAGUCAAAGCUGUGUUUGAUAAGGACGUCACAGAGAAGAAAGGGUUCCGGAAGUUCAACAUCCUGGGGACAAACACCAAGGUGAUGAACAUGGAGGAGUCCAACGGCAGCCUGGCGGCAGAGUUCAGACAUCUGCAACUGAAAGAGCAGAAGUUGGCGGGCAACAGAACCAACGAGGGUCCCCUGAUCGUAACCGAGGAGCUUCACUCCCUCAGCUUUGAGUCAGAACUGCACUUAAACCAGUCUGGACUCUACAUCAAACUGGAGGCCAUGGCGCUGCCCCUUGUUGUCAUCUCCAACGUCUGCCAGCUGCCCAGCGGCUGGGCCUCCAUGCUCUGGUACAACAUGCUCACCACUGAGCCCAAAAACCUCAAGUUCUUCCUCUCCCCUCCGGCCGCCAAGUGGUCCCAGCUGUCCGAGGUCCUCAGCUGGCAGUUCUCAUCCGUCACCAAGCGAGGCCUGAACCAGGAGCAGCUCAACAUGCUGGCAGACAAGCUGCUGGGAGCCAAAGCUCAGAGGAAUCCAGACGGGUUUAUCCCCUGGACCAAGUUCUGCAAGCAGAGUGCCAAUGAGAAGUCCUUCCCCUUCUGGCUGUGGAUCGAGGGAAUCUUGGACCUGAUCAAGAGACACCUGCUGUGCCUGUGGAACGACGGCUGCAUCAUGGGCUUCAUCAGUAAGGAGAGGGAGAAGGGCCUGCUGAGCAACAAGUGUCCCGGGACAUUCCUGCUGAGGUUCAGCGAGAGCAGCAAGGAGGGAGCCAUCACCUUCACCUGGAUCGAGCACGACGUUCACGACAAGCCCGUUUAUCACUCCGUGGAGCCGUACACAAAGAAGGAGCUGUCUGCCGUGUCCCUGCCGGACAUCAUUCGCACAUACAAGGUGAUGGCUGUGGAGAACAUCCCGGAGAACCCGCUGCGCUUCCUGUACCCCGACAUCCCCAAAGACAAGGCCUUUGGGAAGUACUACCCCAAACCCUCAGAGACUGAAGAGCCGAUGGACUUGGAGAACACGGAGAAGACGGGUUACAUGAAGACGGAGCUCAUAUCUAUCUCAGAAGUGGAACCCAUAUUUGCUACUCCUGAUUGGUUGCAUCGGCAAUCCCUGUGGACUGAUAGACCUCCAUCCAGACUGCAGGACAACAUGAUGCCCAUGUCUCCUGACGACUACAAGGUUUUGGAGCGCUACGUCAGCCCCCGAGACCUCGACGCAGUGACGGAUCUACAGGAUUUGUGUUGCCAGGAGCUGACCAACAGCUUUGAGACUUCCUUUUUUUCUUGAAGCGUUGUAGACAUGAGUUCAGACUUUCAGGAUCAAAACUGAGGACGUCUCUGUUUCUGUCUGACAUCUGUGAGCCCCACGUCCCUCCUCCUGGUUCUGGUUCUGCCCGUCCCGUUUGCUCCCAGUGCCUUCAUCACGUUGGACUUUCUUUAGUUAGUGGAACUUAUCUUAUCACUCUGCUGAAGCUGAGGAAAACUCUCCAUAUUUACCUGUGUUUAUGAAAUGUGACUCCAUGCCUUGGUGGGCUCUAAAUGUUUGCCUCUGAGGUUCAGGACUGUGCUCAAGUGUUGUGAUUGAAUUAUUUAUCUUUAUAUGAAGAUAUACUGAGCAAAAAUAAACCCUUUUUUAUGUAACAAA